Molecule: messenger RNA, 2031 nt
Organism: Calypte anna (Anna's hummingbird)
Lineage: Eukaryota; Metazoa; Chordata; Aves; Apodiformes; Trochilidae
Gene: ATOH8
Product: atonal bHLH transcription factor 8
Molecular function (GO): DNA-binding transcription factor activity; protein dimerization activity
Source: RefSeq, a predicted model, not a curated record
CUGCGCGGCGGGCCGGCUGCCGGCGGUGGGAGGCAGGCUGCGGGGAGCCGCGUUUGGACAGACGGACGGACGGACGGACAGACGGACGGAGGGAACCGUCCUGCCGGGGCUCCGCUCCCCGCCGCGGCCGAUCGGGCGCAGAUGGGCGGCAGUGGGGCGGCGGCGGCGGCAGCGGCAGCAGCAGCGGCAGCAGCAGCAGAAGCAGCAGCACCGGAGCGGCGGAGCGGCCGGUGCUGAGCGCACCCGCGCAGCGCAGCCGCGCCAUGCGGAGCACGCCGCUGGCGGAGGGGGAGCCCUGGCCGCGCCUUUGCACCGCCGAGCUCGGGGGGCUGAGGCGGCUGCGGCGCAAACACGGCUGUAAAAGUUUCCGCGUCGAGCUGAAAGUGCUGAACGGGAGGAGGACGGGGCUCCGCGCUCACCCACCGCCACCACCGCCGCCACCAACCACCCCCGCCGCCGCCCCGCCGCCCGCCUGGGAGCCGCGCAGAACCGCGCUCGGCCCCGCCGCCAGCGCCUUCCCCGCCGUGCCGCCGCCGCCGCCACCGCCGCCGCCUCCCGCAGCCCGCCCGCCGCCGCCCCCCGCCGCCGCCUCCCCGCGCCCGCGGCCGGGAGAGGCGUCCGGCGUCUCGCCGGAGAUCAAAGCCCUGCAGCAGACGCGGCGGCUCUUGGCCAACGCCCGGGAGAGGACCCGCGUCCACACCAUCAGCGCUGCCUUCGAGGCACUGCGGAAGCAGGUUCCCUGCUAUUCUUAUGGUCAAAAGUUGUCCAAACUGGCCAUCUUGAGAAUAGCCUGUAACUAUAUCCUUUCCCUGGCCAGACUAGCAGACCUGGAUUACAGUGCUGACCACAGUAACAUGAGCUUCUCUGAAUGUGUGGAGCAGUGCACUAGGACCUUACAAGCAGAAGGAAGAUCUAAAAAAAGGAAGGAGUAAAAACCAGGAAGGGGAGAUUCAGAAGAGCUUCCAGUCAUUUACAUCUGCUCUUGGCAAAGGUUGCAUGGUCCAGAUGAAGACUGCAAGCAGCUUUUUUUGCAGAAACCCCUUUUCAAGAUGACAAUUGGCCAAGGAACUUUCUUAGUCUCUGGAAGAGAAAGAAGAAAAAGGAAAAGAAAGAAAAAAAAAAAAGGACAAGGAUGCUUCUUAUUGUUGUUAAGCCAGCCACCUUUUAGUACGUGCAAUUUAUUUAGCACUUUUCCCUUUGCUUAACUGGGAAAUGUUACCCUCUCAGCUCAUGUGUACAGUAAUUUGUUGUUGUUGUUGUUGCUGUUGUGCCAAAGAUUUGAUGGAGCUUCUACACUGUGUCUUAUUUUUGCCUUAACUUUAAAUCUUUGAGCCAAAGAAAAGGCAGAGGUGCCAUUGAGAUGGUGGCAAGCAGGGCAGCCAGCUCUCAGUGACAGAUUCAAAUUUCUGAGUCCUUCUGGGGGUCACCUCUUGUUUCUCCUGCCCUCACUUCUCUGCCUGCAGCCCUGGAGCCAGUGUUCAGUGUGGGCAAGAGCUGGGACACCACCAGAUUGUGUUUGCUCCUUUCCAUGGUUCUGCCCCUUGGGCAAUUUCCUGAUGUUCCUGCCUGUGGGACACAUCCACAGGGUAAAUGUACUGACACAAAGUGAGAGCUGAAAGAGGAGCUAUGAAUUUUAUUUUUUUAAAUAAAUAAAUACAGUUCAAUAAGCAAAAGCUAAGUGCUGUGUAAAGCAAAAAAAAAAAAAAAGUGAGUUCAGAUGGGCAGGGUGAAAUGCAGCAAAAUGAUUCAGUGGGAGUUUCAGGCUUGUGAAGUUGGUUUUUUCCAUCGGAUUUUUCAAGACAUCAGAAACCCUUGUAAUGCAAAAGCAUUUGAACUCUCUACUGUACCUUUCACUUCAAAUUGAAGUAAGAAAAAAAAAAAGAAAAAAGAAAAAAGAAAAGAUUGAGAAACAUUUGCUUGGAGUAAGCAGACUUUAUAGGUAAUGGAGCUCAUAUGCAAGACAUCUGCUAAUGAUGAGGGGACAAAACUCUGUAUUCAAGUCAAAAAAAAAAAAAGGUAUUUCCAAACCAG